Molecule: messenger RNA, 824 nt
Organism: Glycine soja
Lineage: Eukaryota; Viridiplantae; Streptophyta; Magnoliopsida; Fabales; Fabaceae
Product: RING-H2 finger protein ATL66-like
Exons: 1
Coding region: 123-632 (169 amino acids)
Source: RefSeq, a predicted model, not a curated record
CUCACAAAGCAGUCUGAGCCUGAGCAACAUACAGAACCCACUCAAAAAGCUGUUCUGUGCCCAUUGCAGCUUCACACCACAUCACCGUGCGGCGAUUCUAAACGCCGUCGUUUCGCUCCACGAUGUCGAUUCGUGACUCUGAAUCACUGAAUUGGCACUACGACACUGAACUCGACGACGAAACCCUCGAAAUCCGCGGCCGCAAGCUCUUUUUCAUCAUCGUCCUCUUCUCCAUCAUUCUCCUCUUCACCGCGCUCUUCGUCUUCGCGCGCCGGAUCUGCCGCCGCCGCCACCACCACCACAAUGGCCUCCUCCUCCCCGAUGCCGUCCCGCCGCCGCAGAACACCGGCCUCGAUUCCGCCGCGAUCAAGAGGCUACCGAUCGUCCUCCACCCGCGGUGCAACCGCGUGGCGGAGGCGGAGUGCUGCAUCUGCCUCGGCGCGUUCGCCGACGGAGAGAAGCUGAAGGUUCUUCCAGGGUGCGACCACAGCUUCCAUUGCGAGUGCGUGGAUAAGUGGCUCACGAAUCACUCCAAUUGCCCUCUCUGCAGAGCUUCGCUCAAGCUCGAUUCUUCUUCCUUCCCCGCGAUUUUGAUCCAAUCGCCACCCGUUAGAACUAGUCUUCCGGUCUGAUCCCUUCUUUCUUUCUUUUUUUCAGUUUUCGAUUUGUAACUUCAACAGUAAGUUAGUAAUAGUAAAUCCCUAAUCCACUUGUUUUGGAUUAUUUGUCUUGAGUAAUGUAAAUUGUUGCAAGAACCAAGAAGGGAAUCCCUAGAGAUAUUGAUAGUUUAACAGCUUUUUUUCCAUAAAGGGCAUUGCUUUCAA